This is a messenger RNA of Dovyalis caffra, 333 nucleotides long. The record is from the annotation of a GenBank genome assembly. NCBI's taxonomy places the organism in Eukaryota, Viridiplantae, Streptophyta, Magnoliopsida, Malpighiales, Salicaceae.
AUGCCUUCCAAAGAUGAACCUCAAGCUAGAAUGAUGUGUCUUGAUGAUGCAGGAAGAGCAGACUGCCAUUUUAUGGAUAAGAUAUCACCUCUCAAAGAGAUCCCUGAAGAGGUAGUGGCAAGGGAGUCUCUCAUCGCUAUCUCUUACUUGUUGCCAGACAAAACUCUUGUUCGAAAACUCUCAGAAAAUUCAAACGGCGCUGAAAAUCUGAGUGAAGGGAAAAAUUAUCAUGAUGAAGCAGAGAACUAUAUAUCUGAGCUGAUCUCUAUAUCCAAUUCGGAAUCACCAGAUAUCGAAGACCUACCAGUUGCGCUUGGAGAACUUAACAGUUAG